Molecule: messenger RNA, 2386 nt
Organism: Astyanax mexicanus (Mexican tetra)
Lineage: Eukaryota; Metazoa; Chordata; Actinopteri; Characiformes; Acestrorhamphidae
Gene: faslg
Product: Fas ligand (TNF superfamily, member 6)
Exons: 4
Coding region: 928-1728 (266 amino acids)
Biological process (GO): immune response; extrinsic apoptotic signaling pathway via death domain receptors; positive regulation of canonical NF-kappaB signal transduction
Cellular component (GO): membrane
Molecular function (GO): tumor necrosis factor receptor binding
Source: RefSeq, a predicted model, not a curated record
ACAGAUCUGGCUUUGACCAUUACUAUUAAGUAGAAAAGAGCUGGUCCGCUAAAAGCAGCUAAAAGAUCUCAAAAAUUAACACAUUAUGCAGAUCUGAAGUUGGUAGUGUGAUGGUCUGGGACUGCUUUUCUGCUUAAGGGCCUGGACAACAUGCUGUAAAAGAUUAAACCAGGAAUUCUGCUGUUUACCAGACAAUCCUGAGACUUUUGCAGCAGGACACGGAUCCAAAGCACACAAACAAGUCCAAGUCCACAAGUCCACCUCUGAAUGGCUUAAAAAAACGAAGGUUUUGGAGCCUAGCCUAAGUCUGAUUGAAAUGCUGUGAAUGAUCUUAAACAGGACAUUCAUGCUCGAAAUCCCUUCAAUGUGGCAGAAUUAAAACAAUUCUGUAGAGGAGAGUUGGCCAAAAUUCACCAAAAGACUCAUUGGCAGUUUUUGGUAAAGCUUGAUUACCUUUGUAGUUGCCAAGUGUUUUGGUUCAGGGGCAAACACUUUUUUUUUACACAGGGCUAGAUUGGUUUGAAUUUUUUUUCCUUUGAUAAAUAAAACUAUCAUUUAAAAUGUGCUUUUUAUCUUUAUCUGGUAUUAAAGUUUGUUUGUUAAAAUUUUGAAAAAUAUCAGUAUGACAAAAAAGCGAACAACAAAAGAAAUCUGUUGGGGGCCAAUACUUUUUCACACCACUGUACAUGACUAACUGUAAUGCAUGUACUCUGAGUGCAUUGUGUAAGCAGGCAAAAAGUUUUCCUGUCCGUGAUGUCAUCAGAACCCAUCUCAUCAGCAUAUGCAUGCUGAGAGAAAGAGAGAGAGGUAGGUUGUGGGAGGGCCACAUAUGAAGUGUCGACCACAUAAGAAGUCUUUUAAAAAUUUGUAGCUCUGUAACUCUUUUUAUACACACACUCACCCUUGGACAGACUGAGAGCUGUAAGCAUGAAUGGUAACCUAAGGUACCAGUAUCCACCAGUGUUCACAGUGGAUGCUGCAGGAGGCCUUCAUCAGCAGCAUCAUCAUCAUCAUCCCCAGAUGGCUGCUGCAAGGACAGAUCCGACCCUGGUUCCCUGCUGGACCUUUCCCCCUGCUCGUGCCCAGACCAAGAGGAGGAGCUGUGGAGGACUGACCUCUGCUGCAGGAACCCUCCUGGUUAUGGUGCUGGUGGUGAUCUUUGCUGCACUGGGACUGGGAGCCUACCAAAUUAGGAAACUCGAAAUGGAGGUGAUAAAGCUCAAGAAGGAAAUGAACAAACCAACUGAAAGCAUGGCACCGCAGAAGCUGGUUGGAAACCAAGUAGAAGCAAAUGAAAAGGCCAAUCAUAUUGAAGCUGCACAUCUGAUGGGAAAAAUGCAAAGAACAGACACCUUGAAGUGGGAAUCCAAGCAUGGCCGUGCUUUUACAAAGGGCAUCCAGUACCGAGACGGCAGUCUACUGGUGAACAAGACGGGCCUCUACUUUGUCUACUCGCGUGUAGAAUUCCUUUCAAAUAACUGCAAACAGAGGGACUCCUUGGUCCAUGAGGUGUAUGUGAAGAGUAAUGGUGAAAAUCAAAAGCUCAUGGGUGAUCGCAGAGAAGGUUUCUGCCAGGCUGGGAGCACAGAGGUGUGGACGUCUGGAAGCAAUCUUGGCUCCAUCCAAGAGCUCAAGCAGGGUGACUUGGUGUUUGUUUCUGUGUCCCAUCCGGAACGGCUUAGCCAUGAAUACUACGAUAAUUACUUUGGUAUCUUCAGCCUCUCCUGAACAGAGACUCGUGACUAACAGUACAAAUAACAGACAGGGGUAGGAAAUGCGCCUGCUCAAAACUACCCACCGCCAACAGUCUUCUAAAGAAAAAGUCCACAGGUCCAUCAGUUUCAGUUAUGCCUGUCCUGUAAACUGUAAAGGAUGUUUAAUUUUAGAUAAAUUAGAAAUGAAUAACUACAGAUCAAUUUUAACUUAAAUUUCAGGAUUUUCUUUUGUGAAAAACAUGUGGUACUUCAGUGGCUUUACUCCAAUCAGAAUAGCCACCAUGCAGCCAGUAAACAGUAGCUAUUAACUUAAUAUCAGUGAUUUUAAUUUCCAUUUUAUUUCUUUCCUCGCUAAUAAUUACAUGCACAAUUGUAGCAGAACUCAUUCCCAUAAUUCCAACUCUGCAGUCAGCCCAUUCAAAUGUCCACUGAAUGUAUGGCAUUUUGUCCAUUGCUUAUUUUAAAUCUUCACAAUUUCUUCUGUCUCUUUUAAAAUGAUAAUGUUCAGUGAACACUAAGAUGCUCCAAUGUUGAAGUGUAUUUAUUUCAUUGCUGAAUUGUAUUUUGUAUAUAUUAUUGCUAGCUGAACAUGCAUCAAUUGUGAAUAAUGGUCAUAUUGACCAGAAUAAGACAAAAAUGAAAAGUGCAAGAAGUGUACUAUGUUUUCUAUA